Molecule: messenger RNA, 2103 nt
Organism: Leptopilina heterotoma
Lineage: Eukaryota; Metazoa; Arthropoda; Insecta; Hymenoptera; Figitidae
Product: sodium-independent sulfate anion transporter-like
Exons: 9
Coding region: 235-1956 (573 amino acids)
Biological process (GO): transmembrane transport
Cellular component (GO): membrane
Molecular function (GO): secondary active sulfate transmembrane transporter activity
Source: RefSeq, a predicted model, not a curated record
AGUUAAUUAACUUUCGUAGCGAGCAGUCGAUUUGUCGAAUUGACGCUUCUCGUAUAUAAAUAGUGUGUCUAUAAAAAAAAUUGAAAAUUCUUUAAAUGUUCAAAUCAUUUAAAUAUUAAAAAAAAGACAGUGAAUCUAAGGAAAAAAUUAAAUGUCCGUUUAAUUGGAAAUUAUUCUGAAAAACUAUGUCAUAAUAAGUACUGUUAAAACGAUUUUCACAAAUUUUGAAGAGAAAUGAAAACAUCUUCACGUUGUGACGUGAAAGAUGUCCUUCGGCGAAGGAUUCCAAUUAUUGCGUGGCUUCCCAAUUAUUCCAUCAAUAAAUUCCUGCAGGACUGUCUCGCAGGAUUUACUGUCGGUUUGACAGUUAUUCCUCAAGGAAUUGCAUACGCCAUAGUUGCGGGAUUACCUGCUCAGUAUGGACUCUACAGCAGUUUUAUGGGGUGUUUCGUUUAUCUUUUUUUUGGAAGCAGUAAAGAUAUUACCGUAGGUCCGACUGCAAUAAUGGCUCUUCUUUCUUUGCCGUAUGUAAAGACAAUGGGUCCAGAUGUUGCCGUUCUCCUCUGCUUCUUAACUGGAUGUUUAAUAACUCUAAUGGGCGUUUUUCAUUUGGGAUUUCUCGUGGACUUCAUUAGUAUGCCUGUAAUCUGUGGAUUCACAAAUGCAGCGGCACUAAUAAUUGGAUGCUCACAAGUUGGAACCCUCUUUGGACUCAGCGGAAGGAGCGAGUCCGUCUAUGAUGCUGUGAUGAAAUUAGUGAAUAAUUUUUCCGAAAUAAAAUUGUGGGACACAACUUUAGGAAUUCUGUGCAUUAUGGCCCUAUUUGGCUUAAAGAACUUACCUGGGAAGAAGUUUGGUUCAUCUUUUGAGAAGGUGUUGUGGCUUCUAAGUUUGAGUCGAAACGCCAUUGUCGUGAUAACUGGAACCAUUAUAGCUUAUUCAUUUUCAUUGAAUAAUUCCAUUCCAUUCAAAAUAACUGGAAAUAUAACUGAGGGACUGCCACCGUUUUCACCGCCGCCGUUUUCCACAAUUUUCAACAAUAAAACAUACACAUUUUUGGAUAUGACAACAACGCUCGGCAGUAGUAUCGCAUCAGUGCCGUUUAUUGCAAUUUUGGAAAGCAUUGCCAUUGGAAAAGCAUUCGCAAAAGGAAGAUCGUUAGAUGCCACCCAAGAGAUGAUAGCACUGGGCCUGUGUAAUAUCAUGGGGAGCUUUGUGAAAUCUAUGCCUGUGACGGGUAGUUUUACGAGGACAGCUGUCAACUAUGCCUCAGGUGUUAAGACACCCAUGGGCGGAAUUGUCACCGGAAGUAUAGUUCUUCUUGCUUGUGGUCUUUUAACAUCAGCCUUCAAAUUCAUUCCAAAAGCAACGCUUGCUGCUGUUAUUAUCUUUGCCAUGUACAAUAUGUUGGAAUUUCACAUAUUCUCCGUUUUGUGGAAAACAAAAAAGGUUGACAUAAUUCCAUUGACGGUCACAUUGGUGUGCUCUUUAAUUUUUGGUCCUGAAUAUGGGAUGCUCGCUGGAAUCACGAUAAAUUUAAUGUUGCUGCUUUAUUUCACGGCGAGGCCGGGAUUAAUUAUCGAGGAGAGAACAGUUGAUGGUUUAAUUAUUCUUUUUGUAUCUCCGAAGCAAUCAUUGAGCUUUCCGGCUGCUGAAUAUUUGAGAGAACAAGUCAUGUCUUGGUGCGAUGGAAGACGGGAGACAAUACCUGUUAUUCUAGAUGGACGAAAUGUAACGCGAAUUGAUACGACAGUUGCAAAGAAUUUAACACUUCUGCAUAUGGAUUUGGAAAUGAGGAAGCAAAAGUUAAUAUUGUGGAAAUGGUGCGAUGAGGCGAAAAAAACUUUGACAUGCUAUGAUUCAGAAACAGCCAAUCUCUUUAGAUCGGGAACCCUGUCACAGAUAUUUUCAGAGGAAAACAACUUUGUUCCAGACAGAGUAGAUGUGAUAAUAUAAUAAUUGAAAUUAUUAUCUAAAUUUUAUUAUAUUAAUUAUUUGCAAUUAUCUAAAUAUUCCUAAUUGCAUGUAAAUAUUGUUAUAGAUAUUUUUUUAAUUACUUUAAAAUAUCGCCGCUGUUGAUGCAGUUACAGUAAAUAUUUUUUA